UCGCUUUCCUCAAAUUCCGGAUUCAAAAUGUAUAUAUUUCCACCAUAUACCCUGCUCCUUAUCAUCCUCCGCAUUGUGAGUGUCCGUGCGAUGAGCUUCGACCAGCCCCACAACGAACACGACGCCUCCCUGGCUAGCUAUUUGGACAACACCAACGAUGACAUAUCUCCCCAGGGCUUCAACGGCGAUGGGAAUGGUAGUUCGGGGGCCACAGUGGUGCCAUUCCCUUAUCUGGGAUGCACCACAAGACCGUCCUACCAAUCUGGAUGUGAAAGCAUGGACGAAAGCGCUAGGGACCGAGAAAAAGAUCGCAAUAUUGAUCGGGAUCGAGGCCGAGAUUGGGAUCGAAAUAGGGGUUGCGAUAGAAACAGGGAUCGGGACAAAGACAGGAAUAAUAUUAGAGAUAGGGACAACUGUGACUCCUGUGACGAGAUUAUCAAUUCGCGGCUGAAGGCCACCCACAUUGCCCAGAAUGCCGCCCAGGUGGCCAAGGCAGCCAAUGAUGCACAGGCGGCCGCCGCUCAAGAUGCAUCGCGGCAGGCGAAGAUGCAGCUGGCGGAAAAGGCCAUCUCCGCUGCCCGUGCCGCCGAUGCGGUGCUCGAGGGCAAACAGGCAAUGGUGGACAACUACGCUAGGGAGAUCCGGGAUGCCGAGGAGGUGGUCGGACAGGUGAGCUGCUCGCUGCAGAACAGUGAGACGAACGUGGAGGCCUCCUGUGCCGUGGUCAAAGCAGCGGAGGUUCAAGCCGAAACAUUCAGGGCCCUCGUACAGCAGACGAGUGGCAUUUUGUCGGAAAUGGACAGCCUAAUCGACCAGUCGAACAUGGAUAUCGAGGAGAAGAACCAAAUGCUGGCGGCGGCGAAGGCACGUGGUGACCGCCUGGCCCGCCAGGUGGCGCAAGCUAAGUCGGAGUACGAGCAGGUGAAGGAGGCGGCCUGUCGCGCCGCAUCCGCCGCCGUGGAGGCCAAGCAAAAGGUCGGCACCGGCAGUUUGCUGUACAAGUCGUCGGUUCACCGCCUACCCACUGUCGCCAUAAGGGCCAAUGGAGCGCGCGGUUACGCACUCGACAGGAACACCUGCAAUGCUCUCCUGGAUCUCUACAGGCAGCGCCGACGGCAGCAACAGCGAAUGCGGCGGGAGAAAAUCCUGAACGGACUGGAUCGCUAUCAAGGGAAUUCACUGUACGGGGAUCACUCGUACUAACAAAUGCGCUCCCUACUAACGGAUGCUACGUCCACAAUUCUGUUUUUCUAAACGCUGCAAAUUAUUUUAACUCUAUUUGGAUAAGAGUUUCGAGAUUUUUCAACAAUUUCAGUUUCACUUUUUGAGCGUAAAUAUGAAGUAUUACCUAAAUGCG
Drosophila melanogaster (fruit fly) is the source of this 1357-nucleotide messenger RNA. RefSeq lists its product as uncharacterized. The transcript has 2 exons. The record is from RefSeq and is marked reviewed. Lineage: Eukaryota; Metazoa; Arthropoda; Insecta; Diptera; Drosophilidae. Bases 91 to 1203 code for a protein of 370 amino acids.